GGAAAUAUUUUCUAAAAGAGGCCUCCAUAAGGAAUUACUGGGCCCGGAAAGGUAACAAGCUGUGUCAUAUACCAAAAUGUUCAGGGUACCUUGUAGUUUUUCAGAAGCCCGGCAGGUUUUUUUAGAUUUUGGUGCGGGCUGAGAAAUCCAAGAUGGCGUCCAAGAUGGCCGCCGUUUAUCAAACAUCGAGGCACCUUUGUUAUAUUCUAUGUAAAAAAGGAACAUAACUGAGUAGAAUAAAAUAAUUAUAUGAAAAGUGUUUGUUGUAUAAGAGCAUCUCAUGCUAUAUAUUUUUCGUCCUUUGAAAGGUCAUUUUCAAGGUCAAAUUCAAGGUCAAAAGGUCAAAAAUUGUACUUUUUUCGUAAUUUACCUCAAAUUUUGUUUUAUUUCAAAAGGGUUACAAAAUAUUUUAGCUUUUUUAUUGCAUAGGUAGUUUAUUUAGUGUCGUAGAUUUUCAGAAACAAUAGUUUUAGUUGAAUUUGACUGGUUGCCAUGGAAACAGACAUAUUUGAAGGAAGUCACCAACAGACUGUUUUUUGCCUGUUUAAGAAAUUUGAAGAAAUAUUCAUCGAAAUCAAAACUGGGGGAAUGGCCGAGUUAACAUUCUUAUCAAAGAAACGGAAAAUAAGCCUGACUCAACAUAGCUGUUGCUUUUGUUUCGAACAAUUUGGAGAUAUAAAACCAACUUCAUUAGAUAUUAAAGGCCUCGAAACUUUGCUUGAAGUCUGUAGAGAAAGAACUAAUGAUGAAACAAGCUCUUACCUACUUGAUAAUGAACAUGAAAUCAGAAAUGGAAACAUUGUUGUGAAAUACCAUAAAAGCUGUCGGUCUGCUUUUUUGCGUCCGCUAUAUCAAAAUAAGUUACAGAAGUCAGAUAAAGAUUGUUGUAUUCAGUCGUCUUCGGAGACUUUUACAAGAUCAAAAGACUGUAAACAAUCUUUUGAUUGGAAACAGUGCUGCUUUAUUUGCGGAGAAAAAUGUUUACAGAAGAAACGAUCAACUUGGUCCCUGGUUGAGUCAGCAACUAAUACUUCAUCCUCUAUGUACUCCAAGGUUUUAGAAGUUGCACAAAGCAAAAAUGAUCAAUCACUACUGAAACGCCUUAUCAGUGUAAAUGGAGAUUUAGUCGCAGCAGAGGCCAGAUACCAUAGAAAAAAGGGUUGCCUUGUCCGUUACCUUAAGAAAACAAUUGAGAAACAGGUAGGCACUUCAACUGAAAAAGAAAAUCUUGACACAGUUACCUUGCAGUUGAUAGAUACAUUGAAAGAAGACAUUGAGCAAAAUGGUAAAGUUUUUGAAGUACCAGAAGUAAAAUGUUCUUUCUUAAAUUUAUGCAAAGAAAAGGGAUUAUUAAUUGAUACUAUCAAAACCAAAACACUUAAAAGGUUGUUUCACAAAUACUGGCCAGAAGUUAAAUUUAUAUCUAGACCUGGUCAUAACACAAUUGUAUGCGCUUCGUCUGUAAGCUUUGAAGAAGCUAUGUCUGCUGCAUGCAAGUAUGGGAAGCUUCUGUCUACCAUAACUGAAGAAAAUGUAACAAAAGAAUCACUUUCAAACAGUUUUGUUUUGUCCGAGGACGAUGACCUUAUACUUCAUAGAGCAGCUGGUAUUUUAAGAGAGAGAAUAAACAAGAUUGAAAAGCUAGAUGGACAAUACUUCUCUUAUGAAGAAACUUCUUUGGAGGAACAAAAGAAAUUUGUUAGUGAUGACAUUUACAAGUUUUUUUGUUGGGUUACCAAUAAAAAACAAUAUGAGAACACUUCUGAUAUAAAUGCAGAUUUAGAGCCUAAUCCAAAGAUACUGGCACUAUGUUGUGAUGUCAUCAAUGCAUCAACAUCUAUUUUAACACCGAAACACCUUGGCUUGUCUGUACACCUACACCAUCUUUAUGGCAGUCGAAAGCUCAUUGAUGACCUGAAUGUAUUAGGAUAUACUAUGUCAUAUUCAGAAGUCCGCUGUUUCCUUUCAUCUGCAGCAGUUCAUAUGGCAAGCAAACAGACAACGACAGAAUCGGGUGCAUUAGUUCCUGCUAAUAUCAUGCAUCACGAGGAUGGAGGAAAGCUUAUUAUUGCAGCAGGCGACAAUUGGGACCACAACGAAUACACAAAAGAUGGUAAAAACACCACUCAUGCCAUGACAACAAUUCUUGUCUCUCCUAAAUCAAACAGAAUUGGCAAAGCACAGAGGAUAACCAGAAUACCAGAAAAAACAAUUGAUAGUUCUUCAUUACCAGGUGGAAACCUCACUUCAGUGCUCACAUAUCAGAAGCCAAACGACAGACCAAGACCGUAUUUUCGUUCACCACCUUCAAGCAAAGAUGAGGUCAAACUUCCAGAACCGGAGGCAGCAAAAGUCAUGAAAAUGAAGGAACUUUUGUACAAUUUAAGUCGUCUACAUUUGUUUUGUGAUGAUAGAUUUGAAAAAACACCACCUUGGACGAUAUUUCAGUCUCAGAUAAGUUCAGACCAGCUUGCUGAGUCCUCAGAUGUUGUUUUUAAUCCAAUUAUAAUGUCAACUCCUACCCAUUACAACACUGUCUACACCACAUUAAAACGUAUUAAAGAGCAAAUGAAUGCACUUGGUCAGAGCAACUGUCCCGUUUUCUUUGAUAUGGGUUUAUUGACAAAAGCCCUGGAAGUUGUUUGGGCAAGGCAGCCAGAGUUGAGUGGUGUUAUCCCGAUGGAAGGGGGAAUGCAUUUCUUAAUGGCUGUAUUUGCAGGUGUUGGCUUUUUGUAUGGUGAAGCUGGUUUGAGAGAACUUUUGUCCGAUUCUGAGGUAUUUGCAGGAAACACAGUCAAACAGAUUUUGGCAGGGAAAGAUUUCGAUAGGGGUAUUUCUGCUCUUUUGAUGGUUGAUGAAGUAUUAACUGCUCGUCUCCUUAUCAACUUCCAAAAAUGGUGUGAAUCUCGCAAUGUGCUUUUUCAUGAUGGUAGCCCAUUACAGUCACACAGUGGGGAUUUGUCAGAUGUGUUGUCUUUUCUUGACACUUCUGUUGCACCUUUACUUGAAGAAUUUAGGAUGAAGGGCCGGGAGCUCUCUCCAACAUUCCGAUUCUGGGAUGACUAUCUGAUGAAAGUUUCAACACCAUUCAAAUUGUUCUUAAGUUCUUCUCGGCAUGCUGAGUGGGAGGUUUACGAGUAUUCAAAGUCAGUAUUCCUUCCUUUCUUUUUUGCAUCAAACAGAACUGUUUAUGCAAAAUACAUGCCCUAUAUGGUUCUUAGCAUGCAAACACUGCCUGAGGACGUGAAGAACAGCUUUUCAAGUGGUAGUUUUGUAACUAAGUUAAGGGAUGGUAAGUUUAACUCUGUGUGGUUCGAUUAUUGCCUUGAAGUGACAGAAAACAAAUCUCUAAAGUCAAAUGGAGGUAUAAUCGGACUAACUCGUCAAGAUCAUGCACUAUGCCGAUGGUUCUUGGCCAGACCUAUGACUGCUAUGUACUCUAAUACCUUUACUUCUAAGGGUCUUGGUAGAGAUGAUGGAGAUGACAAAGCUACUACAGGUAAGUCUCAUCACACUGACAAUCCUUCGUACAGGAAGACUUAUGAUGAGAACAUUAAAAAAAUGCAGGUAAUGUUUGAGCAGGCAUUUCUAGACCCUUUUUGUAUUGAAGACCCGCCUAACAAACUUGUAAAUUUUGCUACCGGUGUUUCGAUGGAACCUGAAGUUGAAAGGAGUUUAUUAAAUUGUUUUCAAAAAGGCUCUGAAUGUCUUGAUAAGUUUGUUGAGGAAAGGUUUGUCAUGGUGCCAGGUAAGAAUUUCUAUGAUCCUGUCCCGAAGGCAAAUACAAAAACAAUGAGUCAAAAGCCAAAACGUAUCAGACUGGAAUCAAAAGAGUUACCAAUCAAUGGAGAAGAGAUGUAUUUACGCCUUCUUUCUAUCAACUCUUUCAAGAAAGUACCACUUAAAAGGGUUAUGGCUUUUGAAAAUGCACCAGUACCCUUGAGUCUCUUUACUGAUUCAGGAGAAAUACUUUCCACAAAGAAAGCUGAUUUCAUGUUGAAGCUGGAAGAACUGGUAAGCGAAAAAGUUACAAGAUCUGUAGGUAAUGUUGACUGCAUUAUUUAUGACGGUAUGGCAGUUGUUCAAAUGCUUCAGACUGUUUAUGCAUCCCUUAAAUUGUACAGAGAAAUGGCUGAUGCAUUCUGGCAAUUCAUUCUGUCAAAGAGUAGUACUUCCACAAAUGUCCAUGUAGUCUUUGACAGUUACUUAGAUAACAGCGCCAAAUCUCAGACAAGGAUGAAAAGGGGUGAGGAUCAGUCUGGUUGUAAAACGUUUGUAAUUCAGCCAGAAAUGCAAAUUGUAGAUGUAAAGCAGUCUCUUUCUAAUACAAACUUUAAAAAGGAGAUUACCAAGUUUUACACCUUGUAUCUUGCACAAAACUCAGUUACUACUUUAAAAGCGGGACAAACAGUAGUUGUAAGUGGGGGCUUAGAGGAUAAAGUCUUGAGCAUCACGUCUGAAUGUGUUUCUUAUGUUCCUGAUCUAUGUACAAACCAAGAAGAAGCGGACACUAAAAUGUUGCUUCAUUCCAAGUAUGCUGCUGAUGAAGGGGCUCAGACACUAACAAUUUGUAGUCCGGACACUGAUGUCUUACUUCUUUUGCUUCAUCACUUUAAUGCUCUCACUAUUCCUAGAGUGUUUUUCAGGACUGGCAGAAAGUCUAUUCAUACCGAUAUGACGAGAUAUAUCCCAGUGCAUGAAAUCUUUGUCUCGCUGUCCCCAGAGCAAAGACAUAUUCUGCUCCCUGUAUAUUGUAUCACAGGUUGUGAUACAUGCAGCUCAUUUUUUGGCAUUGGCAAAAGGUCUGCUUUUAAAUUAAUGAUGAGCAAAGCAUCAUUAUUCGAGGGUAUGGGUUGUUUGGGUGAUGUCCCGGAUUUGACUAGUGUGCAGAUCAAUGCUUGCACUAAAUUUGUUGGCGAAUUGUAUGGGCAGCCAAACUGCACCUCUUUGACUAUGUUACGAGUAGAAAAGGUUCUUAAAAAUAAAUCUGUAAGUCCGAGGCGGUUACCCCCAACAGAUGAUAGUUUCCUUUUACAUCUGCAGAGAUGUCUAUUACAGCUGAUUGUUUGGAAAAGUGCUUUGCUCCAAAGUCCUGUCGUUCCAAGCCUAAUCAGUUUAGGGUAUAUAACUGAUGCAACGUCAGGGCUAGCAGUCCCACAGUUUAUGGCACAACCUGCAGCUGCUCCAGAACUACUAAGUGACCUUGUCUGUAACUGUGUGGAUCUUUGUGAAUCUAGUUGUUGUUGUGCAUCUGCUGAACAACCUUGCACAACGGCUUGUGAGUGUAAGGCAUUUGUUGAUGACGUUGGUUGUUGCAAAAACAUAUAUACAUAUCUUUCAUGUGCUGUUCAAGAUUAAAGGUACAAUAACUAACGUGUAGCGUGAGUUCAUGAUCCUAAGGUACAUUUACGAGUUGAGUUUGGCUCUCCAUGAAGUACACAUAGUUUCUUCAUUACCUCCUCUUUGAUGGUUCUAAUAAAAUGUUUAUUCUAUAUACAUAUAUUAGUAAAUACAAAUGUUGCUGGUUUGCUAAAAUUCAAUUCCUAUCACAAACAAUAAAGUACUUAAAUUGCGAAAUAAUCAAGGUGAUUUAGGGAUUGAGCAGAGCAUAGAACAAAUGUGUAAGAAAAUGUCUAGUUGAUGUAUACAUUAUUUAAACAUUUAUUUAGUUUCAGUACUUGCGAGGUUUUUUAACAAUUAUGUAUUUUGAUUCAAUAAUAUCUGCUAAAAUUGAAUCUGAAUUUUAAUUACAUUACACUAGCAUUUUUAUAUCAUAUCUAUACAUGUAUAAGAAACUGAAUUAAUUUUCUGAUAUUGUAAACAAAUAAAGUUGACAAGUGUUUGUUCAUGUUGUUUGGACAUUUUGCCCUUUUUAACAUUUGAAUGGCUUUGACCUUUGCUCCUUUUACCUUUUAAAGAUCUGGUACAAAAUACAAUACAAUCAAGUACUUAUAACACUCUUUUUCGGUAAAUUAUAGUAAGUAUUUACUUAUAAAAUGUGCAAAUUAGGUUAAAGUCUAUGGCAACACAACUGGAAAUUCCUUUAAUUCUUUGUUUUCUAAUUGCCUACAUGUUAUAUUAUCCCUUAAUCAAAAACUUUACUAUUUUUCUGCUUUCAUCGUGACAUUACUUAAGAAAUCAUGAGCUAAAUAGUCGAUUUUAGGUCAUUUGACCUUCUGACCUUUAGUUUGACCUUGACAUUUAUCUUGUAUGAUUGUGAAAGUAUCACAAAUGCAUUUGCCUGAUUUAUUUAUGUAUUACUUUCAAGCGAUUCUUAACUUUAAUUACUACUUAAAUGAGACAGAUCGGUUAUUUACCAUUCCUUUUAUGUUAUAGAACGGUGGCCAUCUUGGAUGCCAUCUUGGAUUUCUCCAUGGUAACACAAGAAAUAUUUAUAAAAUGUUUUUUUAUUAGUUAGCCCUAAUGUUUAUGUCCCAGAUUAUAUCAUUUACACUGGAUUGACUGCUAC
Messenger RNA from Mercenaria mercenaria, 6469 nucleotides. RefSeq lists its product as uncharacterized. The transcript is spliced from 4 exons. Lineage: Eukaryota; Metazoa; Mollusca; Bivalvia; Venerida; Veneridae. The coding region runs from base 493 to 5358 and encodes 1621 amino acids. The record is from RefSeq and is a predicted model, not a curated record.